CCCAAGGUCUGUCAGAUCCUAAGACCUAAGUUGUCACAGGGGCCCAGCCCUGGGCAUGUGACUGGGCAUUGUGGUUCCAGUUCAACCAUCCCAGCCCUGCAGUCGUGCUGCAGAAACCCAAGCCGUGGGACAGAAGGCAGCUUGUGACAACGAGUUUGUAUCAGGGGCCACAAGAAGCCACGCAGCUGCUCGGUGCCUCUGGCCAACGCUUUCCUCUGAAGAAGCCCUGCUUGAGCCGAAUACAGAGGGAGCCAGGAGGGACGUGAUGCUGCCUGUGACCCGUGUGCUGGCCUUGGGCGCUUGGCUGGUGUCACAGGGUGAGGCUACACCGAGUGCCCCCACAAUCUCCAUCUUCCUGAAGCCACCUGGGGUGAUCCCACCUGGAGGCUCCACCACCAUCUGCUGCAUUUGCCAGUGCACCUAUGGGACCUUUGUGCUGUACAAGGGCAGCCGCCAGCUCCACACCCUGCAGCAGAGUGGCAGCAGGGCUGAGUUCUCCAUCUCUAAUGCCACCUACAAGGACAGAGGUAGCUACAACUGCCAUUACCUGGAGGGAGACACUGUGCUGGCUCGAAGUACUGAACUGGAAGUCCUUGUGGAAGAACUCCGUCUGCCCAGACCCGACCUCUCUGUCCUUCCUGGGCACGAGGUGACUGUGGGAGCUGACGUGAUGUUCCGCUGCACCCCCACACACCCCAUCACCGGCUGUUUCCUGUACCUGGAGGGCCAGAUCCGAGCCCAGCUGCUCCCCAGGGAACGGGGUGACUACAACCUCUCCCUGGUGCAGAAAGGUGACAGCGGCCGCUACAGCUGCCAGUGCUACACCUUCAACGCUUCGAGAGAAUGGUCUGCUGUCAGCAACACCCUGGACUUUGUGGUGAGAGGUACCCCCUUGCCCUGAGCGUCCCCUUGGAUCCCCUGUUGCCCCUAUGGGAGGACUGGGAUCUCCCGGCGGGUUCCUCCCCAGUGACGGUCCCUUCCGUCCCUGCAGAUUACACGCUGUGCAACACCGUGCGCCUGGCGCUGGCGGCCGGGCUGCUGCUCCUGCUGGGGCUCAUCGCGGCUGAGGCGGCGCGGAGCCGCUGCUGCGGGGGCUGCGGGAGCCGCCCGCUCC
Pyrgilauda ruficollis (rufous-necked snowfinch) is the source of this 1114-nucleotide messenger RNA. Its product is annotated as leukocyte immunoglobulin-like receptor subfamily A member 1. The transcript is spliced from 5 exons. The record is from RefSeq and is a predicted model, not a curated record. Lineage: Eukaryota; Metazoa; Chordata; Aves; Passeriformes; Passeridae. The coding region runs from base 266 to 901 and encodes 211 amino acids.